Molecule: messenger RNA, 369 nt
Organism: Pisolithus orientalis
Lineage: Eukaryota; Fungi; Basidiomycota; Agaricomycetes; Boletales; Pisolithaceae
Exons: 3
Coding region: 1-369 (122 amino acids)
Source: RefSeq, a predicted model, not a curated record
AUGCCCUUGAAAACACACUGUAACAUGCAACAUGGCUGCCCUGAGGCAGAAGAUGAAGAACUGGAGUGGAAAUGCACCAAUGUACUUGACAGUUUGAGGUUUACAGCCAGUGAGAGUGAGUCAGAGGAUGAGCUUGAACAUGAUGAUGCCACAUUCCAAGUCAUGGGUGUUGGUGAGGCUGAUCUCUGUACUCAGUUGGUCAACCUUGCCAUUAGUGCUGGUGAUGACCCACUUGGUGAGACUUGGUUACCUCUGAGAGAAGCAAAGGUCAAUAACAUGUUACCACACCCUAAGUACCACAUUCAAUCUAACCAAAAUUUUGGCCACCCUAAAAAGUCAUGGGAAAAACUUUGGACCACUGUUUUUUGA